Messenger RNA from Micromonas pusilla CCMP1545, 318 nucleotides. RefSeq lists its product as uncharacterized. NCBI's taxonomy places the organism in Eukaryota, Viridiplantae, Chlorophyta, Mamiellophyceae, Mamiellales, Mamiellaceae. Bases 1 to 318 code for a protein of 105 amino acids. The record is from RefSeq and is a predicted model, not a curated record. The transcript has a single exon.
AUGCCGUACCCCGCGAGCGGGUACUGCCGCUGGUGCGCCGUCGAGUUCGACUUCGAGUUCGCGGACGAGUACCCGGGGUACUCCGUCGCGUGCAAAGCGCACGAACUCUGCCUCGAUUGCUUCGACAAGAGGAAAGAGGAGCAGCGAAGACAGGUGGAGCUGAACACGAUCUACAUGCGGUGCGACGAGCUCGGGGAGCGGCUCGAGGCGGAGACGGCGCGGAGGAAGCGCGCGGAGGCGAAGCUGAGAGAGCUCGGCGUGGACGUGGGCGAGAACGGGCUCGAGGAGGAAGAGAAGAAGACGAAGCCGUCGUCGUGA